GCGACAUAUUGGAGUAUAUAAUAAGAUGUAGCUAAUUAUAAUUAUUUCUACUUGAGGUGUGGAUAGCGAGUAGAGACCAGAGGAGGGCAGCAAUACGCCAUAGAUGCGUCUAGCCUGCCGGAAAUAAUAAUAAUAAUAAGAAGAAUAAGACAGGAAGUGAGACAAAGAAAACAACAUGGUGCUGGAAAAUAAAACCUCCGCCCGGGUGGAGGCAGGCCAGCGUAGGGUUCUGGAUGAGGCCACCAGACAGAGGAGACUGACCCGACAGCUGGAAGCUCUGGAGAAAGACAACUUCCAGACAAAAACUAGAAGAGGAGGAAGAAGAGAGGCGACCACUUCAAGCAGCGCUUCAGGAAGAACUUCACCACGCUGCUGGAGGAGGAGACUUUGUCCCGGCUGCAGGAAGUCACCGUCACACCGCUGUCGCCGCGACAACCCGAGGAGCUUCAUACCGCAGACGUCCAUCAUGAAGCCUUCAUCAUCUUCAUCAUCAUCAUCACCAUCAUUAUCAUCAUCAUCAUCAGACACUCGUCUCCUCUCCUCUUCGUCUCCUCCUCCUCUUCCUUGUCUGUCUCUGAGGAGUCCAGAGCUGCAGGCUCAGUUCCUACAAGAGUGUCGGAACAGAUUUGGCUCUCACGGUGAAGACGGUGUCUUCUCCUCCCCCUCCUCACCCUCCUCUUCCUCCCCUUCCUCCCCCCCCUCCUCCACAGGAAGUCCCUCCUCCUAUUCUUCUUCUCCUCCUCCCAGCGGCGACAGCAAGCGAGAUCGUCUGUCUCUCUCCAGCCCUGAGCUGCUGUCAGAGCUGAAACAGUCGAGGUCACGCAGCCUCCGACGCGUCCCGGCACACAACGGCAUGACCACCGUCUUCAGAGGACGAGGGAGGGGGGGACAGGCCCUUGGCCCUGCCCCCUCCACAGGAUCAGCCAAUCAGAAGACAGGUGGGCGAGAAACAGACAGAAGAUCUGAUCAUCGGACCUAAAAGAAGACAUGACAGAUUAAUCAGAUGAACAGACAUGUUGUUGACUCAUCUGGUUUAUAUCAUUGUUAAAUAUAUAUAUAUAUAUAUAUAUAUAUAUAUAUAUAUAUAUAGCAACACUUUUCAUUGAUCAAAGCUACAUUUCUGUAAAUAAUACUUUCCCAAUAAACAAGAUAUUGGGCUGUUUGUCAUCGA
Perca fluviatilis (European perch) is the source of this 1171-nucleotide messenger RNA. RefSeq lists its product as uncharacterized. The transcript has 9 exons. NCBI's taxonomy places the organism in Eukaryota, Metazoa, Chordata, Actinopteri, Perciformes, Percidae. The coding region runs from base 176 to 979 and encodes 267 amino acids. The record is from RefSeq and is a predicted model, not a curated record.